This is a messenger RNA of Wallemia ichthyophaga EXF-994, 657 nucleotides long. Its product is annotated as Adenylyl-sulfate kinase. The record is from RefSeq and is a predicted model, not a curated record. Bases 1 to 657 code for a protein of 218 amino acids. Lineage: Eukaryota; Fungi; Basidiomycota; Wallemiomycetes; Wallemiales; Wallemiaceae. Gene Ontology annotation, molecular function: ATP binding; adenylylsulfate kinase activity. Gene Ontology annotation, biological process: sulfate assimilation. The transcript is spliced from 3 exons.
AUGGCUACGAAUAUUAAUCAAAGACAUUCCACCAAGGUUAGUCGUGGUUAUUCCCCGCUAUCCCUUAACAUAAGUGAAGGUACCGUGAGCCAACAAGAAAGACAAGAAUUGCUCGGUCAACAAGGUUUGACGAUUUGGUUGACUGGUUUGUCUGCUUCUGGAAAGUCGACAAUCGCUACUGCACUCGAACAACACCUCCUCCACCUCCGCAAAUCAGCUUUCAGAUUAGACGGUGACAACAUUAGAUUCGGCUUGAAUAAGGAUCUUGGUUUCUCCGAUAAGGACAGGGAGGAGAACAUAAGAAGAAUCGGUGAAGUCUCCAAGCUGUUCGCGUCUUCUGCGGCGUUGACAAUCACGUCAUUCAUCAGUCCAUAUAAGAAGGACAGAGACUUCGCCAGACAGCUCCACGAGGCACAAGGUUUGCCUUUCAUUGAGGUAUACGUGGAUGCGCCUCUUUCUGUCGUCGAACAAAGAGAUCCAAAGGGUCUUUACAAGAAGGCGAGAAGCGGUGAAAUUAAAGAAUUUACUGGUGUCUCCGCACCUUAUGAGGCACCUGCAAAUGCUGAACUGCAUAUCAAGACGGAUGAGCAUGAUGUAGAGGCCAGUGUUAAAAUUAUCACCGAGUACCUCCAAGGAAAGGGAUUUCUGGGAAACUAA